This is a messenger RNA of Fusarium vanettenii 77-13-4, 1689 nucleotides long. RefSeq lists its product as uncharacterized. Bases 1 to 1689 code for a protein of 562 amino acids. Gene Ontology annotation, cellular component: membrane. Gene Ontology annotation, molecular function: carbohydrate:proton symporter activity. Gene Ontology annotation, biological process: transmembrane transport; carbohydrate transport. The record is from RefSeq and is a predicted model, not a curated record. NCBI's taxonomy places the organism in Eukaryota, Fungi, Ascomycota, Sordariomycetes, Hypocreales, Nectriaceae. The transcript is spliced from 10 exons.
AUGGGCGCAGUCAAGGCUACGACCACCUAUGAUGUGGCCCUCCAGCGACGUCAGGCCCUCAUGGGCGCCAGCGGUGCCCGAGCCCUUAUCAAGAACUUCAAAGUCUUUCGAAUUGCAGCAUUUGCUUGCAUCGGUGGUAUUCUUUACGGUUACAACCAGGGAAUGUUUUCGGGAAUUCUGACCAUGGCGUCGUUUGGAAGACAUAUGGGCGACUACGUCGAGAAUACGACCAAGAAGGGCUGGCUCACAGCUAUUCUUGAGCUUGGUGCUUGGCUUGGUGCUGUUCUUUCUGGAGCGAUUGCUGAGCUGUGCUCUCGAAAGUAUGGUAUUCUAAUUGCCACGACCGUCUUUAUGCUGGGUGUGAUCAUCCAAGCUACGGCGGUUAAAGCUGGUCACGACUCUAUCCUGGCAGGUCGCUUUAUCACUGGUAUGGGAGUUGGUAGUCUGUCGACCAUCGUCCCUCUUUACAACUCUGAGUGUGCUCCUCCUGAAGUACGAGGCGCCCUUGUAGCUCUGCAACAGCUAGCGAUUACUUUCGGUAUCAUGGUCAGCUUCUGGAUCGACUAUGGCUGCAACUACAUCGGUGGCACUCACGUCGACACCCAGUCCGACGCUGCUUGGCUGGUCCCAAUUUGUCUCCAGCUUGCUCCCGCUCUUAUCCUCUUCAUUGGAAUGAUGUGGAUGCCCUUCUCCCCUCGUUGGCUGAUCCAUCACGAUAGAGAGACCGAAGCCAGAGAGAUCCUCGCCGACCUCCGCGGCCUUCCCACCGACCACGAACUCAUUGAACUUGAAUUUCUAGAGAUCAAAGCCCAAUCUCUGUUCGAGAAACGAAGCCUGGCAGAGCGUUUCCCUCAUCUACAAGCCCUGACAGCGUCAAACAUCUUUAAACUCCAGUUCGUAUCUAUAAGGGCUCUCUUCCAGUCACGUGCCAUGUUCAAGCGUGUUAUUGUUGCAACCGUUACCAUGUUUUUCCAACAAUGGACAGGAAUUAACGCCGUCCUCUACUACGCGCCUCAGAUCUUCAGUCAGUUGGGCUUGAGUACGAAUACGACGAGUCUCCUUGCAACCGGUGUCGUGGGCAUUGCCAUGUUCAUUGCAACUGUCCCGGCAGUCUUGUGGAUCGAUCGUUUGGGCCGCAAGCCUGUUCUCAUAGUCGGUGCCAUUGGAAUGGCUACUUGCCAUAUCAUCAUUGCUGUUAUUCUGGCCAAGAACAUCGACAACUUCCACAACCAUGAAGCGGCGGGAUGGGCUGCCAUCUGCAUGGUUUGGCUCUUUGUUGUGCACUUUGGCUACUCCUGGGGUCCUUGUGCUUGGAUCAUCAUUGCCGAGAUUUGGCCCCUUAGUACCCGUCCUUACGGCACAUCACUUGGUGCCUCGAGCAACUGGAUGAACAACUUUAUUGUUGGCCAAGUCACACCAGACAUGCUUGACGGCAUCACCUACGGCACCUACAUCCUAUUUGGUCUACUGACCUAUCUCGGCGCUGUAUUCAUUUACUUUGUGGUGCCAGAGACGAAGCGUUUAUCCCUCGAGGAAAUGGAUCUCAUCUUUGGCUCCGAGGGCACAGCUCAGGCCGAUGCUGAGCGUAUGGAUGAGAUUAACCGCGAGAUUGGCCUUGUUCAUAUCCUGAACCAGGACGGUGGGGUAGAUCAGCUGGGUGAUGAUGAGAAGCCGAGGACCUCUGUUUAG